UCGCCAAUGUGCCAGAAGUCAUUUUGCUUGCCAGUGGAACGCCGUGUCCCCUCCGAGGCUUACGUGCGGUUCAACAUACCCCCCAAAAUGCAACGACACUUCCCGUGAAAGAAACUGACACGGCGCUCAUUGGAUAUCGUCGCAGUGGUAGUUUGUGUUUCGACCCUCCGAGAGAUCACCGGUGACGAUUCUUCAAACAAGUGUGCUUUUCCGGUGCGUGAAGUGUUAGAACAUAGACCAUAAGGAUCAAAGUUACAUGCCAACGUUCUGAUGUAAUCGUACACGAUGAGCAUCAGAAAUCAUCCGAGGAGACCCCUGAGUAGGACCGACAGCCUCAGAGGCAGCGGGGGGCCUGCGUUUCUCAGCAGCAACAUCUACACUUCCUCUGGCACCUACAACGGUUCGCCAUCGCUGUCUCGCAGUUCAUUUCACGGCAGCUUCACUGACCUACGCGCCCCACGCAGUCCUUCCCUGCCUAGACACGUGCGCGAUUCAAGGUACGGGUCCUCGAAUUCGCUCGAGCGAGUGCGUACAAGUUCUUCGGCCCUCAGGUCGACCGCCAACUAUGUCUUGUCAAAGUAUGGCGACUUGGCAUCGUCCGGAUACGACAGCCUGCAUGGUUCUCCCGCCAGAACAUACACGCCGAGUCCGUUGGUGCGACCCGUGUACUCCAGUUACUACAAGCCAACGGCGACGUCGUCCUGGUACAAGGACUACAAACCGAUCGUUCGUGACCGGCCGGUGCUUAAGGACUACGUCCCUCCGCGUUCGGCGGCGGACAGGCGGGAGUCUAUGGGUGUCAUCACGAGGCAUAGACACAUGGUGAAGUUCAUGGAGAGCGUGUCUUGCGAGUCGCCGCUUCCACAUGAACCCAGUCCGCUCGCGUCUAGAAGAAAGGAAGACGACCCAGCAGGUCGCAGCACAAGGUCCGUCGAUUCCGGUAUCGGCAGUUUCAAAGACGUAGCUCAAAACCGCGUGUCCGAAUGCGAAGAGGACGCGGUGCUAGGAUAUGAGCCGUUAGGAAACGAAUCACCCGUAGAUUACCUUCAGGACGACCUAAUUGGCGCGAGAGACACGCCGACUGAAGAGGUGUUGCCUGGAUGGACUGACGACUUGCACAAACUUGAUGUUUCGAUUGCAGCCGAAAAAGUGGAAUUGGCUUUGAUUUCGUCGUACGAAGGUGUUAAUAGUGUUGAAGCUGAUCCAAGUGUUAACGUUUUGGACAAUAAGGAUGAAGGGGUUGUUGUGGAAACGGGGAAAGGAUCUGUAAAAGAGGAUGUAGAACUGAAGGAAGUCAAUAUUAGGGUUGUUGAAGAGAAGCGCAUUGAGAUUGUACAAGAAACAAUCGUACCUGAUGUACAGAAGAAAGAGACAGAGACCGUGGAAGAGGUAAAAGGGGUGAAGGCUGUGGAAGAGGAAAAAGUUGGGGAAGUCAAACCGAAAAAAGCGCCUAAGGAAGAAGGGAAAGUAAAGAAACUUAAAUUAGGACUCGGCAAAAAGCUAAAGACUCCAGUGCAGUCCCCAGAAGUGAAAUCCCCUAAGGCCAAACCGCCCACGCUGGACCUGAAACUUGGUGUCGUACAGAAGGAUCAACAACCUUCUUCUACGCCGGAAGGAGCAACGGAACAGCAAUCAUCGAAACCAUCUACUCCAGUAACACCAAAGGAGAAACCUUUGAAAACUAAAGCGAUAGGGUCCCCGAAGCAAGAACAAGCACCCAGCAAAGUUGCGCCUGCGGAGAAACAGUUGAGAACUGUGGGUGUGAAUUCACUUCCCGUGUAUGCCGACGCAGCUGUUCAGACUGACGAUGAGGGUAACAGCAAUUGUGAAGUGAACAUUGUCAGCACGCCGCCCAUGAGCCCGGUGAGCAGGGCGCCUAAGAUCACAAAGGAUGUGGAGGUAAGUGUCCAGACUGAGAUUAUAUUAAGGAAGGAUGUUCGGAAAAACCAAGUUGCGAAGUCGGAGCCGACAUCCCCGACGUGUGACAAGACGCCACUUAGUAAGAUCGUCGGAGUAAAGCCCGACCUUGCGAAACAGAAGAGCCUGGACGCUAACGUGUCCCCAAAACCCGUUGAGGCGAAGCCCUCGGCAACGAGGCCUAAGGCCCUAGAGGUCCAUAAAAUAUUUAAAGUUGUGGAAGAAAAGAAACCGGACCUGCCUAAACCGAAAGUGCAAGACUUGAAGCACGAUCGCGCGCCCGGUGCCAGUAGCCCUGUGACGUGUAAAAUAUUUGAGGUCCAGCAGGAACAUGUGAAAACUCCCGAAGAUGAUUUGAGAACGGUGAAGCCUAAAGUUCCUGAUAUCAAGCUAACACCUGGCGAAGAAGCUUCGAAGAGCGUUGUCAGUAACCAAUUAAAAGACGAGCAAGUACCAGACAUCGCAGCAGCUGUCAAACUGGAAGUGAAUCAGCAAGCACAGUCAACUACUCAGGAAAAGACUGUUCCUCCGGUGAAAGUGAAGAAAACGCCUGAAGCGCAAGGGAUGCUGGACUUCCGAAGAAAGGAUUACGGAAGGAUAGAAUUUAAGUGCAAGGGACCCCAAGAAAUGCUCGAACUGAAGAAGGUGGACACGGCCGCUGAGGUACAGAAGCCCGUCGCCCCUCUUGAGAAGCAACAUGCUGAAAAGAGCAUCAUGCAAAAAGUGAAGGAAUUCAUCAUUCCCGUCCACCAGGAAGUCCCGUUGGAACGUACAGAGACAGGGACGAAGCCCAAAAAGAAGGAGGAGAAAGUCAAAAAGAAAAUAAUCAAGAAGAAAGCGAAGGAAAACUCAAUCGACAAUGACUCUUCUAAAGUUGUUGCGGAACCACCUUCAACAACACAAGAAGCCGACGUGACGUACAAGAAAGAGGAGAUUCCAGAAGUGGCGGUUACCGUCAAGAAAGUGAAGAAGGUAAAGAAGACACUUACGACGGAGAUCUCUGUGGAAGAAGCGAACGAAUCUGCUGCUACGAAGUCACAAGGAGAACAAGUGGUUGAAGUAACGAAGAAAAAGGUGAAGAAGAAAGAGAAAACGGAAGAAAGAAAGAAAAUUGUGACAACGGAGGAGUCAUCUAAUGACCAGGUAGUGAACGAUGUCGGCAACCGCGACGAAGUUGAGAAUCAUGAAUGCAAAGUCAACUGUCACAAAAAAUGCGAGAAACAGAUGCCAAACCUCUGCGGAGUCAACCAAAAGGUGCUGUCCCAAGUGUUGGCGACCGUCAAGAAAGAAAUCGCGUCAACUCCCAGCAGCGCAGCAGCCACCCACCGAACAUCUACGCCCCCUGAAUCUAUCAAAAGCACCACAAAGCUUGAAAGGCUACCGACGGCUCCGAAGACCACAACACCAGACACACCGCAGUAUGGAACGUACGAAGCCCUAUGGCAGGCGAAAGAAGGCGCCCAGCCACCGCAGAGCCCACAGCCGCCAGAGACGACACCUCAGCCCCCGAACGAAGACAGUGGGCGUCCACCUGUCCGUUGCCGUCCUCCGUCAACGGAAGCGGAAGGGCGGAUACGUUUCAGGAAGUACGACCUGAUGGACUUCCACUUGCUCAAAGUGUUGGGCAAAGGAAGCUUCGGAAAAGUGUUGCUAGCGGAACUGAAAGCGUCGCGUCGGUAUUUCGCGAUAAAGUGCCUGAAGAAGGACGUUGUGUUAGAGGACGAUGACGUAGAGUGUACUAUGGUGGAGAGGAGGGUUUUGGCUCUUGGAACUCAGCAUCCAUUCCUCUGCAAGCUAUUCUGCACGUUCCAGUCAGAGAGUCACCUUUUCUUCGUUAUGGAGUUUUUGAAUGGUGGUGAUCUCAUGUUCCAUAUUCAGCAGUCUGGAAGGUUCGACCAGAAUAGGGCAAGGUUUUACGCUGCUGAAAUCGUGUGCGCGUUAAAGUUUCUGCACAAACGUGGCAUAGUCUACAGAGACCUGAAACUGGACAACGUGCUGUUGGACCGCAAAGGGCAUGUCAAAAUUGCAGACUUUGGCAUGUGCAAGGUCGGGGUCGGGGAAGUCGACAAGACUUCCACCUUCUGUGGGACCCCCGAUUAUAUUGCACCUGAGAUCAUCAAGGGUCUGCACUACAAUCAAUCCGUGGACUGGUGGUCGUUCGGCAUCCUCCUCUACGAGAUGCUGAUUGGUCAGUCGCCGUUCAACGGCACGGACGAAGAUGAACUCUUCUGGUCGGUAUGCAACGAAGAAGCUUAUUACCCGAGGUUUCUCAGCAAGGAGGCAAAGUCCCUGCUGGUCUUGCUUCUGGAUAAAGACCCCGAAAAACGGCUUGGCAUGUCAACGUGCGCGGCGGGUGAUGUCAGCGACCAGCCAUUCUUCAGACCCAUCAACUGGGAGAAGCUCGAACGCAAGGAAGUUGAACCUCCUUUCAAGCCUAAAGUGAAGGGUGCUAAUGACGUCAGCAACUUCGACAGUGACUUCACCAUGGAGAAGGCAGUGCUGACACCUAUCGACCCACAGAUACUGGCAUCGAUGGACCAGUCACAGUUCAAGGGCUUCAGUUACACGAAUCCCACCAUGACAGACUAAGUCGACGUCAGCGCGCAAAUCAUGUUCAUCAUCACGUCAUAUCAUAUCAUCAGUCGUCAUCCGCAACCAGCCAAACAUAAUUGCGUGUUGACACGUGGAAAUGUCACUAUCACAAAUGGAAGCGCAUUUUUAAGAAAGUGAUCAGUUCAAGUUGUGCGAGGAAUUCGCGCAUCGCAUAUUUGCACCAGGAAUCGCGAGAACCAUACCCUUGUGAACUCAAAGCAGUAUUAUUAUUGAAAAAAAAAAGAAGAAGAAAGAAACGUACCGUAUGAACCGGAAUAGAGGUCGAACUCGAACUUGUAAAUACGCAUCUUUAUGAAUUGUAGAAAAAAAAAGAGAAAAGAAAAGCGUCUUAUACCAAAAGGAAAGCCCUUCAUCGAUAAUAAAUCCAAUGAAGCAUGCGGCAGAGCACAGCAAAGGGGCACAGGCAAGCACAAGGCAAACACAUAAACAGGAUGGCGACGAUGGCGAUGUCCACUACCCCUUGUUGCCAAACUUGUGCAUGUCUUCGCCAAUGACCGCGGUGUGUAACAAUAUGAGACGAAGUUGGACUUUUUCUGGUGAACUUGAAACUAAUUUCGAACCAUGUUUCGGUUUAUACGGUAACUGCUGUUUAAACACAAUGCAUUUACCCCCACUUUUAGUAGGGGACACUUCAUCUAAUUAUUGCACAAAUUUUUUAAAACUAUAUUCAGAGUAAUAUAUAUACAUACAUAUACGUAGUAUCUAAGGUUGGAUAGUAAGGACUCUGUUUACUUGCUCUAGAAUGUGCUCGUAGUUUUGUACAGGAUCAUGGCACACAUUAGACAUUUUCUCUCGCAGCUUUUCGCACACUAGCACUGUUGGCACGCAUUGUUCAAAACAGAUUUUAUACAUACAUAUAUCUUUUAUUUUGUUUGAUAAAGUUGCAUCAACACACUUCACGAUGGAUGGUUAAUAAAAGAUAUUUAUCACGA
Ornithodoros turicata is the source of this 5462-nucleotide messenger RNA. RefSeq names its product putative protein kinase C delta type homolog (gene Pkcdelta). The record is from RefSeq and is a predicted model, not a curated record. The coding region runs from base 286 to 4506 and encodes 1406 amino acids. Gene Ontology annotation, molecular function: diacylglycerol-dependent serine/threonine kinase activity; ATP binding. Gene Ontology annotation, biological process: intracellular signal transduction; peptidyl-serine phosphorylation. The transcript is spliced from 9 exons. Lineage: Eukaryota; Metazoa; Arthropoda; Arachnida; Ixodida; Argasidae.